Gekko japonicus is the source of this 2688-nucleotide messenger RNA. It is a transcript of the gene ZGPAT, whose product is annotated as zinc finger, CCCH-type with G-patch domain. Bases 400 to 1980 code for a protein of 526 amino acids. Gene Ontology annotation, molecular function: RNA polymerase II cis-regulatory region sequence-specific DNA binding; metal ion binding; DNA-binding transcription factor activity, RNA polymerase II-specific. NCBI's taxonomy places the organism in Eukaryota, Metazoa, Chordata, Lepidosauria, Squamata, Gekkonidae. The record is from RefSeq and is a predicted model, not a curated record. Gene Ontology annotation, biological process: negative regulation of DNA-templated transcription; regulation of transcription by RNA polymerase II. The transcript has 7 exons. Gene Ontology annotation, cellular component: nucleus.
GCGUCCCGGUGACCGCGGGAUGCUGAGAGAGACGGGAGGAAAACAGAGGGGCCUGAAAGAGUCACGGGAGGCGCCCUCCGUCCCACCCCCACAACUACUGGUUCCUAUUACUGUUAAUUCAUCGUCAUCAUUUCUGUGGAGGUCGAAGCGCCCGAGCCGUCUUCAGCAGAUGCCAACAACUUUUGCCAAGUCUUGGGACAGCCUGCGUUGAGUUGUGGAAGCUGUGGACCUAUGCUUUCCCCUUUCUAAUGUUUCUUUAUCAUCAAACUCCUCUUCGCUGGAGUCAUUUGCACGGGUUGUUAAAAAGAAGAAGAGAUUGCUGUUGAGAAGACGGGUGUGGCUCCUGAUGAGAAUCGAUGUGGUUCGGUAAAUUGAAAAUGUACUGAGUUCCGACUGGAAAUGGAUGAGGAGAGUUUGGAAGCAGCCAUUCGGAAUUACAAUGCCCAGCUGGAGCAAGUGGACCUGGCUUUGGGCACCGGGCUGGACCCCUCGCAAGAAGCGGACCUGAUCCAGCUGCGGUCGGAUUUGAAGCAGCUGAUCGAACUCACCGAAUCCAGCUUGGUGUCCGUGAAGAAGAGCAAGCUCUUUGCCGCUUUGGACCCGGGGACGGUCUCCCCGUCUCUAUCCGCUCAUCGAAACCGAGACAGUAGUGAGUCGGGACAGCGAAAUGCCGACGACGAAUAUGCAGCUUUUCAGGAAGCUGUUGCUGAUGGAGGGGGCGAGCCCUCGGGGAUUCAAGAUGAGGCCUACCCAGAGACAGACAGUGAGGCAGAGGGUGAGGGAGAGGAGGAGGAGGAGGUAGCUAGUGGGAUGAAAGUGAAAGCCCCUUACUACAGUUCUUGGGGCACCCUGGAGUACCACAAUGCCAUGAUCGUGGGCAGCGAGAGCAUGGAAGACGGCACGGCGGGGGUCCGAGUACUCUAUCUCUACCCCACUCACAAGUCCCUGAAGCCGUGUCCCUUUUUCCUGGAAGAGAGAUGCCGUUUCAAAGAGAACUGCCGAUUUUCCCACGGGCAGGUCGUCCCCGUGGAAGAGCUGCGUCCCUUUGAGGAUCCUGACCUCAGCUGCCUGGCCGUGGGGUCGGCCUGCCUGGCGAGGCAUCAGGAUGGGAUCUGGUACGCCGCUCGCAUCACCGACAUCGAUAGUGGGUUCUACACCGUGAAAUUCGAUUCGCUGCUGCUGAAGGAAGCGGUCGUGGAGGGGGACGGGGUCAUACCCCCACUGCGUAGCGAGGAGAGCUCUUCCUCCUCGGAGUCAGACGACGACGAAGUGGACGACGCGGGAUACGCUAAAGUCGUGGAGUCCGGUGCCGCCGAGAACGGGGAAGGGCCCUCCGCUUGCAGUUCCUCCUUCGGCUGCUGGGAGGCGCACACUCGAGGCAUCGGCUCUAAACUCAUGGCUCAGAUGGGAUAUGAGCUGGGGAAAGGUUUGGGGAAGAACGCAGAGGGCCGCGUGGAGCCCGUGUCAGCCGUGGUGCUGCCGAAAGGCAAAUCCUUGGACCAGUGCGCCGAGAUCCUCCAGAAGAAGCGUGAGGGGAAACUUGACACAGCCAAACCCAAGAGACGGCGGGCGAAAGGGAGCGGCGCCGGCCGGGCCUCUCCCCGGACCCCCAAGCCCCCCAGGCGGAACGUGUUUGAUUUCCUGAACGAGAAGCUCCAGGGCGCCAGGGAGCAGCCAGGGGGGCUGACCCCACUGGAGAGGGACAGCAAGGAGAUCUACCACGCCAGCAAGAGCACCAAGAGGGCUUUGAAUGUCCGCCUCUUCCAGACGGUGGAGAAGAUCGACCAGACGCAGAAGGACAUCCGCGGGAUCCAGGAGGCCCUGGCACGCAACGUUGGGCGGCACAGCAUCGCCACGGCGCAGCUGGAGGAGAAGCUAGCCGGUGCCCGCAAGAAACUGGCCGAGCUGCGGACCCAGGAGGCCAGCCUGCAGCGAGAGCAGAAGAAAGCGGACACGCACAAGAAGAUGACCGAGUUCUAGCUUCCCUGCCUCCCUCUCGGCCUCCGUCGGUUGCGCCGGUCAGCCGGGAUUCUGUGCCGCCUGGCGAACUCAGAGCUGGAACCGAACCUUCUCUUCUGGACUUCGUUCAUCCCAGCAGCCAAACUGGGCCAAAAAACCAGGACCAGAUCUGAAUUCGCCCAGCUGUCUGUCUGGGCUGUGAAACGGUUGUUCUGGGGGGUAUACGGGCAGAUUAUCUUUCCUUUUUCUUUGUUACCACUUUCCUAAGAAAUUGCCGGGGAAGUCUUGCAGCCUGCCACAGACGGGGCUUCAGGAAGAGGUUUUAUUAGAGGGGGAAACCAUCAGCGUGGAUCGGCCACCGCCACGUCCAUUGGCUUGGCCCUUGCCCGCUUCCGGGAUUCCUUUGCGCGCUGUCAGGAGCGGAUUUUCCCCUCUCCUCUACCCUGUUGCAGCCGCGAUACCUUGGAAGCACGAAAAAUAGAAAGCAUUAGAGAAGGUGGGAUGGUGUCAGCAGUGGGAUCUCCAAUACCCUGGGGGCGUUUUGGCCUGGCAGAAGGAGCCACUACAUCCCUAUGCGCAUCCUCUGGGCUGCGUGUCGCAUCAAUGUGCAUCCGCCCAACUUUUGUUCCUCUGCAGUGUUCUGGUCUGACGAGUUAAAUCAGGCAUGGGAAACGUGGCUACAAGAUACAUUUGUAAAGAAAACAGUCGUGAGAGUCUGACCCACAAAUC